This is a messenger RNA of Mesitornis unicolor (brown roatelo), 2289 nucleotides long. RefSeq names its product ATPase, class VI, type 11C (gene ATP11C). The transcript is spliced from 17 exons. The annotation marks the transcript as partial. NCBI's taxonomy places the organism in Eukaryota, Metazoa, Chordata, Aves, Mesitornithiformes, Mesitornithidae. Gene Ontology annotation, biological process: phospholipid translocation. Gene Ontology annotation, molecular function: magnesium ion binding; ATPase-coupled intramembrane lipid carrier activity; ATP hydrolysis activity. Gene Ontology annotation, cellular component: recycling endosome; plasma membrane; endoplasmic reticulum. The record is from RefSeq and is a predicted model, not a curated record.
GUGGAGUAUGUCUUCACGGACAAAACAGGGACCCUGACAGAGAACAGCAUGGAGUUCAUUGAGUGCUGCAUAGACGGGCAUAAGUACAAAGACUGCAUUUCGGAGGUGGAUGGCUUUUCUCAGACUGAUGGACCUCUAAAAUAUUAUGGCAAAGCAGAAAAGAGCCGUGAGGAGCUGUUCCUGCGAGCCCUCUGUCUGUGCCACACCGUUCAGAUCAAGGAAGCAGACCAGGUGGAUGGACUGAUAGGACAUCCAGAACGCAAAUACACCUAUAUCUCCUCUUCGCCAGAUGAAAUUGCUUUGGUGAAAGGUGCAGAAAAGUAUGGUUUCACUUUUCUAGGACUUGAAAACGAUUUCAUGAAAGUACGAAACCAAAAGAAUGAAACUGAAAUGUACCAACUUCUCCAUGUGUUGAACUUUGAUCCUGUGCGUCGCCGUAUGAGUGUCAUUGUGAGGACCACCACUGGAAAGUUGCUUCUCUUCUGCAAAGGAGCAGACUCCUCUGUUUUUCCAAGGGUGCAGCAAGAAGAAAUUCAACAAACAAAAGUCCACGUGGACCGCAACGCUAUGGAUGGCUACCGAACGCUCUGCGUGGCAUUCAAAGAACUAACUCAAAAGGAGUAUGACAAAAUUGACAGACAACUUAGUGAAGCUAAGAUGGCUCUGCAGGACAGGGAGGAAAAGAUGGCGAGGGUUUUUGAAGACACAGAAGCAGACAUGCACUUGAUUGGGGCUACUGCCGUAGAAGACAGGCUGCAGGAACAGUCAGCAGAGACAAUUGAAGCUCUACACACAGCUGGCAUGAAGGUUUGGGUGCUGACGGGAGACAAGAUGGAAACUGCCAAAUCCACCUGCUAUGCCUGCAGGCUUUUCCAGACCAGCACCGAGCUGCUGGAGCUGACAGCAAGAACGGUGGGGGAGAGUGAAAGAAAGGAGGAUCGGCUCCAUGAACUGCUAAUGGAGUACCAUAAAAAACUGAUUCAGGACAUUCCCAAAAACCGGGGAGUCCUAAAGAGAAGCUGGACAUUGAGUCAAGAAUAUGGCCUGAUCAUAGAUGGCUCAACACUGUCACUGAUACUCAACCCUUCUCAGGACUCGAGUUCUAGUAAUUACAAAAACAUAUUUCUACAAAUCUGCUUGAAGUGUACUGCAGUCCUCUGCUGCCGGAUGGCUCCCUUGCAGAAAGCACAGAUUGUGCGAAUGGUAAAGAACACAAAAGGGAGCCCUAUAACACUCUCUAUAGGAGAUGGUGCAAAUGAUGUUAGUAUGAUUCUGGAAGCACACGUUGGAAUAGGCAUAAAAGGCAAAGAAGGGCGACAGGCUUCCAGAAACAGCGAUUACGCUGUGCCAAAGUUUAAACAUUUAAGAAAAUUGCUACUAGCGCAUGGGCAUUUAUAUUAUGUGAGAAUAGCACACCUUGUACAGUAUUUCUUCUAUAAGAACCUUUGCUUCAUUUUACCGCAGUUUUUAUACCAGUUCUUCUGUGGAUUCUCACAGCAGCCGCUGUAUGAUGCUGCUUAUCUUACCAUGUACAAUAUCUGCUUCACAUCACUACCUAUCCUGGCGUACAGCCUCCUGGAGCAGCAUAUCAACAUCGACACGCUGACCUCGGAUCCACAGCUGUAUAUGAAGGUUUCAGAUAAUGCGAUGCUGCAGUGGAGGCCGUUCCUGUACUGGACCUUUCUGGGCACCUUUGAAGGACUUGUGUUUUUCUUUGGGGUUUAUUUUCUUUUUCAAAAUUCAUCAUUGGAAGAUAACGGAAAGGUUUUUGGGAACUGGACUUUUGGGACGAUUGUUUUCACCGUGCUGGUGUUCACCGUCACUCUGAAGCUGGCAUUAGAUACCCGAUUCUGGACAUGGAUGAACCACUUUGUGAUUUGGGGCUCCCUUGCCUUCUAUGUGUUUUUCUCAUUCUUUUGGGGAGGAGUCAUUUGGCCUUUCUUGAAGCAGCAAAGAAUGUAUUUUGUAUUUGCCCAUAUGCUGACUUCUGUUUCCACAUGGCUGGCAAUAAUUCUCCUGAUCUUUAUCAGCCUUUUCCCAGAAAUUCUUCUAAUAGUUUUAAAAAAUAUUAAAGAGAAAAAUCGUCAGACUGGCCCCUUUGAUCUGCCUAUGUUAGUCUCAUACAAACAUAUAGAAAACGGUUAUGUGAAGACUGAAGAUGCUGUUACUAAUGUGGCAGAAAGAUAUCCUCUCAGGAUACUUUAAAGUGCUUCAUACAAACACUGCAUCUUGUCAUGCUGUAGGAAAAAAACAUGGGUCUAACCUACCAGUUCUCUUUAAAAUCACCAA